AUGGCCAGACCAUCCCCCGAACACUUGUCCUCCUUCGCCAACCACAGCAGCAAUAAUCAUGGCCCAACAAACAACGAAAAGCAGCAGGCGGUAGCAGUAGCAGAAGCGAUAGCAACCUCGUCCCUGCUCCAACCACGCAUGGCUGUAGUCCUCGGUGUCCCCGCGCGCUGGCACCCUUUCCUCUUCGCCUGCCGUCUUCUCUCGAUUGCCCCGACGCUAUGGUGGGGGGUCCGCUGUGCACUGGGGUUCUUGGUCGCCGAUUUCCUCGAGAACGGAUUAUGGAGCGGGGAGAACGAUCAUGUUGAUGGAAGAGGAGGAGGAAGUACCAAGAUAGAUAACAGAGGAGAGAGACGGUUGAUGUUGACAGAGACAGCGUUGGCUAUUAUAUGGUGCGCCGCAUCCGCCUACCUCUCCUACUUCUUCACCGACUGCCUCAUGUCCCGCUGGCUCCUAAACUACACCCCGCAAGCAACCAUCGUUCGUCUCCUAACCCUCUCCUCCAUCUUCGCCUUCGUAGCCAGCAACGCCGUGUCCCUGACAGGCGGCACCGCCGACCCUUCCUUACUCCUACCCGCCUGGAUUGGCAUGGCUUGGACCCUGACAGCGUGCUACCACUUCACCCAGCGCAAGAUCAACAUCCGUAAGGAGACCUCGGCCAGCAUCUCCGUUUUCUCUCUUGCUAGUUUCGUCAGCAUGGUAGCGCUGUUGGUGCAUUUGCAUUUGAUGAAGGAUGAGUACCCCCCUGUGCCGCUGUGGGGAUGGCUAAGGCGGGCGGGCGAGAUUGCAGGGAGAAUUUUGGUGGCGGUUUUGGAUGUCAAGAGGCGAAGGGAUUUGGAGGUGUAA
Pseudomassariella vexata is the source of this 843-nucleotide messenger RNA. Its product is annotated as N-glycosylation protein-domain-containing protein. The transcript is spliced from 2 exons. Gene Ontology annotation, biological process: cellular response to oxidative stress; protein N-linked glycosylation. NCBI's taxonomy places the organism in Eukaryota, Fungi, Ascomycota, Sordariomycetes, Amphisphaeriales, Pseudomassariaceae. Bases 1 to 843 code for a protein of 280 amino acids. Gene Ontology annotation, cellular component: endoplasmic reticulum membrane. The record is from RefSeq and is a predicted model, not a curated record.